AUGUAUGUAUAUAUGCUUCGUCUUAGUCAAAAAGCAUCACAAUCAUUAAAAAAAAAUAUGAACCGAUCAAAUGUUCAUCUUUUGGAUUUACCUGAUGAAAUAUUACUUAUUAUUUUGAACAAAUUGAACAAUAUUGAUGUACUUUAUUCUUUAUUGGAUAUUAAUAAUGGACGACUUAGCGUUCUUGCACAAGAAAACACUUUCACUAAUAUUCUGAAGUUUGUCUCCAUUGAUGAUACUUCUCUAAUCGAUCGGUUUUGCAUCGAUAUAUUACCAAGAAUUCAUCGUAAAGUCAAAUGUUUUAUCUUUGAUCCAAUUUUUAUGGAACGUAUUCUUCUUGUCAUCGACUAUCCCAAUCUAACUGAACUUGAAAUUCAUCAUUUCCAUGAAGAAAUUGCUUUAAAUUACUUUACAAAUAAAUCAUCACUUCGAUCUAUUUUCCAAGAACAAAUUACAAAUCUUAUUCUUAUCAAUAAUGAUGAAUGCGCAAUGACAUGUUCAUCAAAUUAUACUGCAGAGAUAUAUGCGCAUAUUUUGACCUUCUUCAAAAAUUUAAAAAUUCUACGUAUUAUAGAACCAAGUGUUGUGUCAUAUCCACCUCUAUCACUUUGUUAUUUGCCAUCGACUACUUUUUCAUCUCAAAUUCUUACUCAUUUAUAUAUCAAUGUGGAAACUUUUGAUGAUUGUCUUUGCUUACUUGAUGGUCGACUUAAACAAUUGACAACAUUGUUUGUUACUGUCUAUUGCGUAUUCAGGUCUACACCCAUUAUUCACAAUAUGGUAAGUUUAUACAAAUAAUUUGAUGAGAUAAGAAUAGUUACUAUUUUAACGCAGUUUGAAUUUUUGUCAAAAGAUUUAAUAAGAGAUCGGAUAGUUAAAUUUCAUGUUGACAAG
Molecule: messenger RNA, 894 nt
Organism: Rotaria sp. Silwood1
Lineage: Eukaryota; Metazoa; Rotifera; Eurotatoria; Philodinida; Philodinidae
Source: the annotation of a GenBank genome assembly